This is a messenger RNA of Paralichthys olivaceus (Japanese flounder), 302 nucleotides long. The record is from RefSeq and is a predicted model, not a curated record. Lineage: Eukaryota; Metazoa; Chordata; Actinopteri; Pleuronectiformes; Paralichthyidae.
GUCUCAGCCACAAUGCGGCAGUGAGCAUGCUCAGAGUGCUGAUCGUUACCAUGGCGAUAUUUGGCGGUGGCCAGACGUGUGGCGGUCAGGACAACUGCUCGGCUAACAGCGAGUCCAAAGAUUACUGUUACUCUGCUCGUAUUCGCAGCACGGUGCUGCAGGGCCUGCCGUUCGGAGGAGUGCCCACCGUGCUCGCCCUCGACUUCAUGUGCUUCCUGGUGCUGCUUUUUGUCUUUUCUAUUCUGCGGAAAGUUGCCUGGGACUAUGGCCGCCUGGCACUGGUCACCGACGCCGACAGGUAA